Nematostella vectensis (starlet sea anemone) is the source of this 1978-nucleotide messenger RNA. Its product is annotated as ferrochelatase, mitochondrial. Gene Ontology annotation, molecular function: protoporphyrin ferrochelatase activity. The record is from RefSeq and is a predicted model, not a curated record. Gene Ontology annotation, biological process: heme biosynthetic process. Bases 116 to 1339 code for a protein of 407 amino acids. NCBI's taxonomy places the organism in Eukaryota, Metazoa, Cnidaria, Anthozoa, Actiniaria, Edwardsiidae. The transcript has 11 exons.
CCUGUGGUCACACCUCUGCUGGACGCUGUCUGUCGGCUCAAGAACACAGCUUGUUUUCUCAUUUCUAAAAGUUCUAGUUGUUACUCGUUUUCUCUUCAUUCCUCCGUCUUCAGUAAUGGCGCUCCAAUUCACUCGACUUGUUAUGGGGUCUGCGCGCGUGAACAGUCGGCUGUCACUUAAUACAACCUUCAUUCGCGGCAUCGCCUCGUCGGCCCGAAAUAACGGCGUUCCUAAACAGGCAGCAGUGGAAGAAAGUUCCCUAGCACCAAAGACUGGAAUUCUGUUGCUCAACCUCGGUGGACCAGAGAAACAGGAGGAUGUCCACGGUUUCCUACUGAGACUCUUCUCAGAUAAAGACCUAAUCCCUUUACCAGCACAAAAACAAUUAGCAGCAUGGAUAGCCAAGAGGAGAACACCCAAAAUCAAAGAGCAGUAUCAGAAGAUAGGGGGUGGAUCCCCCAUCAAGAUGUGGACAGAAAAACAAGGACAGGGAAUGGUGGAAUUACUAGAUCAGCUAUCCCCUGAAACUGCUCCUCACAAAUUCUAUGUGGGCUUCAGAUAUGCCACACCUCUAACAGAAGAUGCAAUUGAGCAGAUGGAAAGAGACGGCAUUGAGAGAGCAAUAGCAUUUACUCAGUACCCGCAGUAUUCCUGCUCUACAACUGGUAGCAGUAUUAACGCUAUCUACAAGUAUUAUAAGCAGCGACAAGGCAACUCAUCCCUUAAGUGGAGUGCUAUUGACAGAUGGCCGACACACCCUGGGCUAAUUAAGGCCUUCGCUGAUAACGUCAAGGUGGAGUUGUCCAAGUUUCCUGAAGAAGUCCAGAAGGAUGUGGUCAUCUUGUUCUCUGCUCACUCCCUACCAAUGAAGGUAGUAGAUCGUGGAGAUCCCUACCCCCAGGAGGUAGCUGCCACUGUCCAGCGAGUGAUGGAAGCAUUAGAUUUCUCGCAUUCUUACAGGCUUGUGUGGCAGUCCAAGGUUGGCCCUCUACCAUGGCUCGGUCCACAGACAGAAGACGCCAUCAAGGGCCUUGCAAAGAACAACAAAAAGAACCUUCUUUUAGUUCCCAUCGCGUUCACAUCUGACCACAUUGAGACGCUACAUGAGCUAGAUAUUGAGUACGCCCAAGAACUUGCCCAUGAGGUUGGCGUUGAGAACAUCAGGCGAGCAGAAUCACUGAAUGACAAUCCGAUUUUCAUCCAGGCCAUGGCGGAUAUCGUGCACAAGCAUCUACAGUCCGGCGAGACAUGCUCGCGUCAGCUCCCCCUGCGCUGUCCCAUGUGUGUUAACGCUACGUGUGGCCCCGCCAAGGAAUUCUUCGCCAACCAGACACUCUAGCAUCAUUCUCUCCUAAAUUCAAUACUUCGAAGGCUCGCAGACCUACCUAUUCCAUGCUCAGAGAAAAAUACCCUGCUUGCCAGAGACUUGCCCCCAAUCUUUAAAUUUCAUGCUGUGCAGUGAAGCCUGAGGGCGACCUGGCACCCCCGGUAAAAAAGCAAGCUGCGUGGAAGUAAAAGCUGAUCACUCAUGACGUAUUCUUGACUACGGAGCUUUUACGCCUUUAUAGCGAUUACAGACUAUGGGAAGGUCACGCGCAAACGUGCACAGCAUUGUGGGACACAAGCUGGAAAAACCAGCGGUCUUUGCGGGCGCUCCCCUUGAUUUUUUGCUGCCGAAGGAAAGUGCUAGGUCCUGUCUAUCUUGUGAGGAAAACGAUACAUUCUCGUUACUAGAGCCUCUAGGUUGAGCGAAAGAUCUCGCACUUUUGGUAGUGUUUUGCAGUCAGCUUAGUGAGAUGUGGUGUUGGGUUCUGAUGAAGCAAUUGUACAGAAAUAAUUGCAUAGGCUUGGGUUGCUUGAUUGGCUUGCUUGAUUGACGUGCUUCGCACGCCUGACACGCCACAUCUGGACACCAAGCCUAUCAUAGGUUCUAAAUCUUUAUUUUACAAAUAUUUAAAUAAAAAGAAUCAGUCAAUGA